Corylus avellana is the source of this 1937-nucleotide messenger RNA. RefSeq names its product pentatricopeptide repeat-containing protein ELI1, chloroplastic. Gene Ontology annotation, molecular function: zinc ion binding; RNA binding; protein binding. Lineage: Eukaryota; Viridiplantae; Streptophyta; Magnoliopsida; Fagales; Betulaceae. Gene Ontology annotation, biological process: RNA modification. The record is from RefSeq and is a predicted model, not a curated record.
CACCAGCCUCGGCGUACGAGAAUAAAAAGAGUUAGAUAACAAUCGGCUGAGACCUGGUUACGACAUUGAUACCGAGAAGACCCUUGCUAAGAUAUGCUCCGAAAAUGUUUAUCAUAUUCUGAAAGGAUCACUUCAUUUGUAACAGAAGGACAGAAUCGUCAAGCCAUACUCUUGUUCCAUCAGCUUCAGAAAACUAGGUUCAAAAUCACGGAGUUGCUUCUCUCAGCAGUUGCAAGAGCCUGUGGAAGACUUGGUGCCCUGGAAGAAGGCAAGCAGGCUCAUUGCAUUGUGUUCAAACAUGGGUUCAAUAGAGAUACGAUUCUAAUGACCUCCCUUCUUGAUAUGUACACAAAAUGCAGCGACAUCAAAGAAGCCCGCCGUGUGUUUGAUGAAAUGCCCGAAAGAGAUAUUGUUGUGCACAAUAGCAUGAUUUUUGGGUUAUGUCGGUGUCACUUGACGUUGGAGGCGAUCACUUUGUUUAAUAAUAUGUUUGAGCGCGACGUGGGAUCUUGGAAUUCACUGAUUUCAGGGCUGGCACAAAACUCUGAAGGAAGGACGGCGUUGUUUUUGUUUAAGAAAAUGCGAGUGGAGGGAGCUGAAGUUGAUUUUAUGACAAUGUCUAGUGUUCUUUCAGUUUGUGCUGAUAUUGCAGCUUUGCUUAAUGGAAAACAAGUUCAUGGGCUGGUGAUUAGAUAUGGUUUUGAGCUACAUUUAGCGGUUGGAAAUGCUACUAUUGACAUGUAUGCUAAAUGUGGACGCAUGGAUGAUGCGUACCAAUUUUUCAAGAACAUGUCUAUCAAGAACGUAGUUUCAUGGACUUCUUUGAUUGUGGGUUAUGGAAAACAUGGCCUGGGAAUGGAAGCUCUUGAGGCAUUUAAUGCAAUGGAAACGGAGGGUGUUGUACCAAACAAGAUCACGUUCUUGGGAGCCUUAUAUGCGUGUAGUCAUGCAGGAUUAGUUCAAGAAGGGUGGAGGAAUUUCAACACCAUGAUACAUAAAUACUCCAUCACGCCCAUGAUGGAGCAUUAUACAUGCAUGGUUGAUUUACUUGCGCGGGCAGGGCAUCUCACAGAGGCUUAUAAUUUCAUAGAGAGGAUGCCAAUAAAGCCGGAGGCAAAGCUUCUGACAGCUUUUCUUAGUUCAUGUUGCUCCCGCAUGAAUGUAGAGUUAGCAAAGACUGUUGGACAGAGAUUACUUGAAUUGGAACCUGAAGAAGCAGGGGCCUAUAUGUUGCUUUCCAACUUCCAUGGACUUGUUGGGGACUUGGAAGGUGUUAAAAACGUGAGAAGAUUGAUGUCAAAGAAGGGAAUAAGAAAAGAAAAGGCAUGUACAUGGAUAGAGAUAGAUAGAAAAGUUCACAGCUUUGAAUCCGGAGAUAGGUCUCAUCCCCUUAGCAAAGAGAUAGACAAUUACUUGAAAAAUCUUGUUCAGAAGAUGAAGAAUUGUGGGUAUGUUCCAAACACAAGCAUGGUUAUGCAAAAUGUGGGUGAGCACAUAAAGGAGGAGAUAGUUCUUGGCCACAGUGAGAAAUUGGCCAUUACACUUGGGCUAAUUAGCACACCCCCGGGAACCCGUAUAAUGAUAGUUAAGAAUCUUAGAGUAUGUGCAGAUUGCCAUUUGGUGACAGCAUUGAUCUCAAAGAUUGAAGGGAGGGAGAUUGUUGCAAGAGAUUCGAGCCGAUUCCAUCAUUUCAAUAACGGAGAAUGCUCCUGUGGAGGUCAUUGGUGAGAGGUAAGGGAGAUGAUCUUUGCCGCAUAUAUAUAUGCUUUAUAUUGUUCAUCAGAGCAAUAGUAUUGAAUGAAUAUCAUACUCGUCUUUAUAUAACAGAAUGAAAAAUUCACUCAAUUCUAAAAAACUGUGCUGGGAAAUAUCUUUAUUGAUACAAACAAAUAAUUUAUUACACAAACUUCACCAUUACAUUUUUAUAUUAAUCUUAA